AUGUCGACUACCUCUACUCUCGAAUUCUCAAAUUUGCCCACCGAUACAAUUGGGAGAAUCAUUGAGAAAUGUGAUCUCAAAGAGCAAUUGACUCUCCGAAAAGUGUCGAAAGACCUGCGUUCUCUUGUCGAUAAACAGAAAAUUGCAUACAAAUCGAUCGAGAUCUAUCUGUCAGAUUCGUAUAUCUCUUGUGUGUAUUAG
Molecule: messenger RNA, 201 nt
Organism: Caenorhabditis remanei
Lineage: Eukaryota; Metazoa; Nematoda; Chromadorea; Rhabditida; Rhabditidae
Exons: 2
Coding region: 1-201 (66 amino acids)
Molecular function (GO): protein binding
Source: RefSeq, a predicted model, not a curated record